This is a messenger RNA of Seminavis robusta, 1023 nucleotides long. Lineage: Eukaryota; Bacillariophyta; Bacillariophyceae; Naviculales; Naviculaceae. The record is from the annotation of a GenBank genome assembly.
AUGGAGAGAGAAGCAGACGCCCCAGCCAUCAAGAAGCUUCGUUGCGGCGAACCCGACGUCAAGGUGAUUCUCAGCUACGAUGAUGAUGAUGAUGAUCAUGAUGACGAGCCAAAACAACGAACCGAAGAAUACGAAAUGUACGGCCCUGUGUUGGCCAGUCUGAGUGGAUUCUUUGACGCGGCCUUGUCGGUGGAAAUGAAAGAAAAGACGACCCGUGAAAUCACGAUCCAAGAUGUGACACCCGCCGUCUUUGAACAAGGCAUCACCGUGCUGCAAGAUCCCCUUGUUAGCCGGUCCAUCACGGCUCAGGAGGCCUUGAAACUUGUGGAAUUCUACGACAAGUACGAGUUUCGCAAAGGGCUGUUGUUGUGUGACGAAAUUCUAGCCGAAUAUCUGGAGCAAGAAUCCGCCAAGUUACCGUUUGAUUUGGAUGUCAUUGUGGAAGCCGCAGCACAGGCACAUGCCUACAAUCUGACCAAAACUAACGCCAAGGGAAUCCAAUUUCUGCAACAACGAUUCGCCAGAGAUCGCAGCAUCCGUAGUCCCGAUCAUUUGGGCUCCGGCAUCUUUUCCGAACAGCACAUUCGUAUGCUGCAGCCCAUGUUCCUGGAAGGCAUCUUGGAGGCUCCGGAGGGCACCACGAGGGAAGAAAUGGAAUCCCCACUCUUCCCCAAGUACUUUGUCAAGUGCAAGGCAGCCGAGUUUGCGUCUCGGCAGAUUCGUACCGUAAAAUUGAUGGGAAGUGACUGUGGAGCCGAUGGACUGUACUAUCUGGACGAUGGAAGCUAUGUUACCGAAAGCACUGGGGUUUGGCUGUACGACAACGAAGAGCAUGCGGUCAACUUUUGGAUUACAAAAAACGUCACAUGGCAGAUAUUUUGUGCCAAAGAAGCCACCAACGAUGGGAUGUUGUGUCUGUGGAUGUGUCCGCACAGCCAGAAUCUAGACUUUCCGCCCAAGGGACCCUGGUUACCGGUGGACGAGUUCAGUGAAUCACAGGGAAGGCCGCGGUUAGUCUACUAA